AUGAAGGCAUUCGGCGUUGAUAAAUACGGUCCAAUUGAGAAUCUUUGCGAAAAGGAGCUACCAAAACCCUCCGACCCGUCUCCUCGAGACUUAUUAGUCCGGAUCAAGGCUGUCUCCGUGAACCCAGUGGACACAAAGGUUCGAAACGGAACUUACGAUGACUAUCCCAAUUACUACGACCACGUCCCUCGGCCAUUCCAGAUUUGCGGCUACGAUGCAGCUGGCGUAGUAGAGCAGACAGGAUGCAAAUGCUCCUUGUUCGAGGUAGGAGACGAAGUCUUCUACUCUGGAAGUCCGAUUCGACAGGGCUCGAAUGCGGAAUACCAGCUCGUGGACGAACGAAGCGUCGGACAUAAACCCAACACACUUGACUUCGCGGAAUCUGCGGCAAUGCCUCUGACGUAUAUUACAGCGUACGAGGCGUUAAUCGAACGACUGGAGAUCACAGGGGGCGAGAAAGCCGCGCUACUGAUUAUCAACGGCGCUGGCGGGGUGGGUGCUGUUGCUAGCCAGAUUGCACGUACUGUCCUCGACUUACCUUAUGUUAUUACCACUGCCUCACGGCCGGAGACGACUGAAUUUACCAAACAAAUGGGAGCAACUCACGUCGUGAAUCAUCGAGAUGAUAUUCCGGCGCAGAUUGCAAAACUCGACCUUGACGUACCACUCAAAUACAUCUUCAUCACGUCCUCGACAGACCAAUACAUGUCUACCUGUGGCAAGCUCUGCGCCCCCUUCGGUAAAGUCUGCUCUAUCGUCCAGGGCCAAGUGAAUAUGUACGGCACCGAUUUCUUGUCCAAGUCGAUGUCUUUCAUCUGGUGUCUGCUCGGGACCAAGCCCUACCACCAUGUUGAUAUCGAAUCUCAUCAUCAUAUACUCGAGGAGCUCGCGCGGCUGAUUGAUUCGGGACAAAUUGAAUGUCAUCUUGGGACGAGGUUGGAGCUGACGUUGGAUCGCUUGAAGGAAGCGCAUAAUAUCAUUCAGUCGGGAAAGGCGAAGGGAAAGGUAGCUUUGGAAUUUUAA
Messenger RNA from Aspergillus chevalieri, 1023 nucleotides. Its product is annotated as zinc-binding alcohol dehydrogenase family protein. The record is from RefSeq and is a predicted model, not a curated record. Lineage: Eukaryota; Fungi; Ascomycota; Eurotiomycetes; Eurotiales; Aspergillaceae. Bases 1 to 1023 code for a protein of 340 amino acids. Gene Ontology annotation, molecular function: oxidoreductase activity; zinc ion binding. The transcript has 4 exons.